UAGAGUUCCUGUGUUCGCGCUGACAGUGCAGUGAAACAAGUUUCCAUGCUGAUGAUUAGCAAUUUCAUAACUGUGGGUGAAUUUACAGUGAAGUAGAAAAUGGCCUCAUAUUUUGAUGAGCAUGACUGUGAGCCCACGAAUCCAGAAGAACAGUACCGACAGAACGCCCUGCUGGAGCUCGCCAGGUCUCUGAUGCAGGGUCUUGACAUAGACUCCGGUUCAUUUGAUUUGUCGGAUUGGGACCAGCGGCUCCCGCCUCCUGCAGCCAAAGCUGUGGUUCAGAGUCUUCCUGUGGUCAUCAUCUCCCCCGAACAAGCAGAUAAAGCACUGAAGUGUCCGGUGUGUUUGCUGGAGUUUGAAGAGCAAGAGACCGUGAGAGAGAUGCCCUGUAAACAUCUGUUCCACACGGGAUGCAUCAUGCCUUGGCUCAGUAAGACCAAUUCAUGCCCCUUGUGUCGACUUGAACUACCCACUGACAAUCCAGACUAUGAGGAGUUUAAAAAAGACAAGGAACGGAGAAGGCAAAGAGAACACCGACUAGAGGAUCUACAUGGAGCCAUGUACACAUGACCUCAGCACCUUCAAGAUUUGAAUAUGGUUUCAACUUUCAGUUUGUUGGAAGUGAGUUUACUGCGCAGGGACCAGGCUUUGAAGUGAUUGCGUUUGUGUGUACUUGAAAACAAUGUUUUUAAUAUUAUCACUUUUAAGACUGCUUUGAUUGGCUAUGCACUGAGAACUGUUUGUAUGAAACAUAGCCCUAUAGACCUUUCUGAUUUCAUUAAACCUUUUAAAUAAAGCAGUUGCUUUUUUGUUUUAGUGUGAAAUUGUGUUUGUUCGCUCUAUGAUUUCAUAUUCAUUCGUUUUAUUCCCUGAAGAGAUUUCUUGCCUUUUAAGUACUGAAAAAAUAUUGUGCUGAUAAGCGAUGCCAUAGUUAAUAUAAUAAUUUCUAGGAUGUACAGUGGCACACUUGUCACUUUAGGCGUGACUUUCCCAGUUAAGAAAUGAAACCCUCCUUAUGUAAAACGGUAGACCUCUACCUCAUGAAAAAUGUAUGUGAUUUUUAGGUGUGUAAAUUAUUACAAUGAUUCAACAUGCUUGUACUGACUAAUGAUGGAGCAAAAACACUCUCUGAAUUUGUAAAAUGUUAAACUAUCUUUUCCAUAUUUUUAAAUAAAAAGUGAGCUUCGCUAA
This is a messenger RNA of Carassius auratus (goldfish), 1191 nucleotides long. It is a transcript of the gene rnf181, whose product is annotated as ring finger protein 181. Gene Ontology annotation, molecular function: ubiquitin protein ligase activity. Gene Ontology annotation, cellular component: cytoplasm. Bases 100 to 570 code for a protein of 156 amino acids. Gene Ontology annotation, biological process: protein ubiquitination. The transcript has 6 exons. The record is from RefSeq and is a predicted model, not a curated record. NCBI's taxonomy places the organism in Eukaryota, Metazoa, Chordata, Actinopteri, Cypriniformes, Cyprinidae.